Messenger RNA from Angiostrongylus costaricensis, 472 nucleotides. The record is from the annotation of a GenBank genome assembly. Lineage: Eukaryota; Metazoa; Nematoda; Chromadorea; Rhabditida; Metastrongylidae.
GAUUCGCGGCCUUACUCGAGCGCUUUAUGAUGUGUUAUGGAAAUUUAACGAAGAAGAGGAAAUCUAUAAAGAGCGUUGUCGGAAAAAGAUCACCGACUAUCUGAGAAUACAUAUCUCGUUGACGGAUGAAGAAAUCAGUGAUGCCAUUGACAAUGGCGACAUAUUCGAAAGGACCAAGGGAAUUCUUCUUGCGUAUAACGACAGGAAGGCUCUGUUCGAAGACGUCAAAUUGCGACGUGACGAGUUGUUUGAAAUUGAGAAAGUCAUCCGCGAACUGGGAGAGAUGUUCUUAGAUCUUAAUAAUCUGGUGCUCAGUCAGGCUAGUUUAUAUAUUCGUUUUAUGUAUGUUUUGCAUUCUGUUAAAGAGGCUAUGAUGGCCAAGAUCUUAACCUGCAUACUAAUAGUUGCCUUUGUUCUCAUCAUUUUACUUCUUAUACAGUCAAUGUUGUGCCACUUCACCCCGAUAUGUUAA